Molecule: messenger RNA, 1355 nt
Organism: Bipolaris sorokiniana ND90Pr
Lineage: Eukaryota; Fungi; Ascomycota; Dothideomycetes; Pleosporales; Pleosporaceae
Exons: 5
Coding region: 1-996 (331 amino acids)
Source: RefSeq, a predicted model, not a curated record
AUGGCCCACGUCGUGUCGAGUCGUCUCGAGCUGCCGUCUUUUGCCAUGGCCACCGCCACACGGUAUAAUGUAGAUGGCUUCAACCUCGCCCACGCCUCGUCGUCAUGCAUGGCCACGGUCGUCAACGGUUUGGCUGAUGGAUGGCUGGUGACUGCUGACCUGGCCCUGCAGCUGCGGCCUGAACCCCGACCCUCCAAUGGCCAGCCAGGAACCGACGCGCCACGCUCCGGCCCUCGCCAUUUGUCGCCAUUGGCCCGCCUGCCUGCUCGUCUGCUCGUCUGCUCAUUCAUCCAUCAGAUGGAGACUGAGACGGCGCCGUCGGAUCGAGACUUCCCUAGCCGUCCGUCCUCCGCCUUAGUCUGCCUGCUGCUCCUGCUCGUUGACUGGCUGCUCCUCUCCUCAGCCACUGCCAACCUUAGUUGCUCCGAAAUUCUGCCUGUCUGUGUCGGUGUCGGUGCCGCGUCUCCAACGCUGCCCCCAACCAUGGAAUCCGCUCCACGCUACUCCGCCACGCCUGCCUGCACUGCGUCAUUUUCACCUCAGGCCCUGGCACGCCACGUCCACUGCACCUCCCACCCUGCCAUGAGUACUACCACCGCUACUACUACAUCUGCACCCACAACCGUCAGCAAUCCACUUAUCGAUCGUCAGGCACCACAUCUCCACGCCUCCCGCUUGCCUCCCUGCACCACUCAGCUAUCGAACCUCACCAUCCCUCCUAGUGGCCAUAGUCCACCCCCAUUGUGCCACCGAAUGUGCUGGCUGCAACCGCCACAUGCGCCACACUCGCAUGCCACACUCAUCGGGGCUUCCGGAUUGGCUAAUCUCCACAUGACAAUCUUACCGAUUGGUUAUCGCUGCUUUAAUCUCCACGACUCGUCGAUGGCUGCAACAGAUCGUCGACAGGUAAUUGCACCACACGAUCUAUUCAGUCUCGAUCUCGGCGGCGGGACGAUCAUGAUUGCACAGGCAGACGACACUGCUCCCGCUACGUGACUCGGAUGUCUGUUGUCCGUGUUUUGCAAACUGUAGUAUACUACUACUAUUCGAAAAGCAAGCUUGCGAGACUGCACGUAACGUCUAACCCUGACCCAUGACACUGGUAUAGUAUACAAUUCAUGGCAUCCUAGUCAUCAUGAUCCGAGUGCUUCCACGAUGAUGCGGAUAUCCAUGGUACAGACACACUGCUCUAUCUCCUGCAAAGGCGCUGCUAUCAAUAACAUUUCCUCCAAGCCAUCUCCCGGACUAACCAGGGGCUCAUGUUUAUACGGCAACACAACGCAAAAACACAAUCAAGCACAUGACAGAUAGGUAUUCAUUCAAAAACACCGUCCACGGCCAGAAUGCCAUCGAUA